Molecule: messenger RNA, 1542 nt
Organism: Alternaria burnsii
Lineage: Eukaryota; Fungi; Ascomycota; Dothideomycetes; Pleosporales; Pleosporaceae
Product: quinone oxidoreductase
Exons: 2
Coding region: 1-1542 (513 amino acids)
Molecular function (GO): oxidoreductase activity; zinc ion binding
Source: RefSeq, a predicted model, not a curated record
AUGCACGCUAUUGCAGUAACCGAGUAUGGUCCCAUUACCAACCUCAAAUCAAUCGACAUUCCCAAACCCUCCGACCCGCAAGGCCAUGAUAUUCUCGUGCGCAUGAAAGCCUGCUCUGUCAAUCCAGUCGACACCAAGGCGCGCGCUGGGACCUACGAUGACUAUCCAGACUAUUACCAACGAACACCCAAGCUUCCCCAAAUCCUUGGCUUUGAUGGCGCUGGCGUGAUAGAAAGUGUCGGAUCUGCUGUCAAGAACUUCAAGUCUGGCGACGAGGUGUACUACGCCGGUUCCCCAAUCCGACAAGGAAGCAACGCUGAAUACCAGCUGGUAGAUUCGAGAGCCGUGGCACUGAAACCAAAGAGUUUGGACUGGGAACAAGCUGCUGCCAUGCCCUUGACUUGGAUCACAGCGUAUGAAGCACUCGUGGAACGCAUGGAAAUUCAGAAGAACGAACUGGCUGGCAUUUUGAUCAUCAACGGAGCAGGAGGCGUUGGCAGCGUAGCAAGUCAGAUCGCGCGUCGUGUUCUCAACCUCCCUGUUGUAGUCACUACAGCGUCUAGAGAAGAGACGGUCAGUUUUUCAAAAGACGUAGGAGGCGCCACGCAUACCAUCGACCAUCACCAAGACAUUACAGAACAAGUUGACAAGUUGAAGCUCGACGUCCCCAUCAAAUACGUCUUCAUCACGCACACGCCAACGUCUGGCUAUCUCGCACCUGCAGCUAAGAUUUGUGCACCCUUCGGAAGAGUAUGUUCUAUUGUUCAAGACAAGGAGAUGCCAAUGUAUGGCACCGAAUUCAUGGCAAAGAGCCUUACGUUCGUUUGGGCAUUGUUGGGCACAAAACCCUAUUACGGAGUUGACAUUGAGAGUCACGGAAGAAUUCUCAAAGAACUGGCUCAAAUGCUAGAUGAUGGUCUACUCCGCGAUCUAGUAUCAUCGCCCACCUUCAAAACUACUCAAAUACUAGAUCUCUACGCCUCAAAUGGCUGGCAAACGCAAUGGAUAGCAAAAUACGGUCUGGAUAUCCAAUCCCACUAUCACUCCACCACACACGAAGCCAUGACUGUCAUCUCAGGCGAAGGUGCCACCAUCCGCUUCGGUGUUGCCGACUCACCCUCCUGGACCCAGGGAAAGCACUCACCAGGAGACAGAGCAGAUGGCGAAGAAGGCGGCAUAGACAUUGAAGCGAGAAUUGGCGACGUGUUCAUCAUACCUGCUGGCGUAAGCCACAAGACGUUUCUUCCCAAACCACAUAAUGAGAAGCUCGGGUUCUAUCAACCAAAGGAUGUUGAAGAAGGUCUGGCAGCAGAGAUUGAUGAUGAGAAGGAGCGCGAGAGAAGAAAGUUCUUUGAGAGUGUCGAGAUCGAGAAGAACUUCAUGAUGAUGGGCGCAUAUCCUUACGGUGGUGUUUGGGAUUUCGCUGUUGGAGGUGAGCAUAAUGGAAAAGAGGGAGAGGUUUGGCAUGUAAAAGUGCCAAGGAAGGAUCCUGUGCUCGGGGAUGGUGAAGAGGGCAUUCUGGGACUAUGGCAAGGGAUUUAA